Molecule: messenger RNA, 3329 nt
Organism: Cryptomeria japonica (Japanese cedar)
Lineage: Eukaryota; Viridiplantae; Streptophyta; Pinopsida; Cupressales; Cupressaceae
Product: eukaryotic translation initiation factor 3 subunit C
Exons: 4
Coding region: 159-3074 (971 amino acids)
Biological process (GO): translational initiation
Cellular component (GO): eukaryotic translation initiation factor 3 complex
Molecular function (GO): translation initiation factor binding; translation initiation factor activity; RNA binding
Source: RefSeq, a predicted model, not a curated record
AUAUAAUUUACAUGAGAUAACUCUGCCCUAAAAACCCUUUUGCUCUAUUUUUGCUACACAUUCAUCCUCAUCUUUCCAGAGCCUCUAAUUUGCAGUCUUGUACCCAAACCAAGCAGAGCGAACUUCCGCAGGCAUCUCGGAGUCAAAUCAAGUUUACAAUGGCUUCUCGUUUUUGGACGCAAGGAGAUAGUGAAUCUGAAGAGGAAGAGAGUGACAUUGAAGAGGAAGAGAAUGAAGUUGAGGCAGGGGAUAGAGAUGGCGGCGAUACUGCAGCUAGAUCCAAAUAUCUAUCAAAAGCUGCAAGUGACAGCGAUGAGUCUGAUGAUCAGCGAAGGGUUGUUAGGUCUGCAAAAGACAAGAGGUUUGAGGAAAUGAGUCUUACUGUUGAUCAGAUAAAGAAUGCCAUGAAGAUUAAUGAUUGGGUCAGCUUACAGGAAAGCUUUGAUAAGCUUAACAAGCAACUGGAGAAGGUGAUCCGGGUCACAGAGUCUGUCCAGGUCCCUAGACUAUAUAUCAAGGCUCUUGUUGUGCUAGAGGAUUUUCUGGCGCAAGCCCUGGCUAACAAGGAGGCUAAGAAAAAGAUGAGCAGCAGCAAUGCCAAAGCCCUCAAUUCAAUGAAGCAAAAGCUCAAAAAAAAUAAUAAACUUUAUGAAGUUGAUAUUGAGAGAUAUAGAGCCAGUCCUGUGUCAGAAGAUGAUGUGGAUAAAUCUGAUGAGGAUGAGGAUUCUGAAGUGGAUGUUGAGGAAGACCCUGCCAAAAUAGCCGCUUCAUAUAUUACAGAGUCUGAUGAAGAUGAAGAUGAAGAUGAAGGUCAAGAUGAAGAAGGUGGUUGGGAGAAGAAGAAGAGUAAGAGGGAUAAAUUGAUGGACAAACAGUUUAUGCGAGAUCCAAGUGAGAUUACAUGGGAAAUGGUGGACAAGAAGCUUAAAGAAAUAAUUGCUGCUCGUGGAAGGAAAGGAACAGGCAUGGUUGAGCAAGUUGAACAACUCACAUAUUUAACAAGGGUGGCAAAGACACCUGCACAAAAACUAGAGGUAUUGGUGAAUGUUGUUUCUGCACAGUUUGAUGUGAACCCCAGCCUCAGCACCCAUAUGCCAAUUCCUGUGUGGAAGAAAUGCGUCCAGAAUAUUCUUGUUAUGCUUGAUAUUCUGGCUCAGUACCCGAACAUUGUCAUUGAUGAUUCUGUAGAGCCUGAUGAAAAUGAAACCCAGAAAGGGGCAGAUCAUGAGGGGACUAUCCGAGUUUGGGGUAAUAUUCUUGCAUUUCUUGAACGAAUUGAUAACGAACUCUUCAAAAGUUUACAGUGCAUUGAUCCUCACACAAAGGAGUAUGUUGAGCGCCUGCAAGAUGAGCCACUGUUUAUGGUACUUGCACAGAAUGUUCAGGAUUAUGUUGAACGGAUGCAAGAUAUGAAGGCAGCUGCAAAGGUUGCCCUAAAACGUGUGGAACUUGUAUACUAUAAGCCGCAGGAGGUCUAUGAAGCCAUGAGAAAACUGGCCGAGAUGCAAACCAGGACAGAUGCUGCUGCAUUUGAAGCUGAUUUAAAUGGAGUUGAAAAUGGAGACAUGGAUGAUUAUGAUAGCAAAGCUGCUAAUAUAGAACCUAAGCCAAGUGAAGAUUUUAGAGGACCUCCAGCAUUCAUUGUUACUCCAGAGAUUGUGCCGCGUAGGCCAACAUUUCCAGAACAUAGCAGGACCCUAAUGGACAUUCUGGUUUCUCUGAUCUACAAGCAUGGUGAUGAACGGACAAAAGCAAGGGCCAUGCUUUGUGACAUCUAUCACUUUGCUAUAUUAGAUGAUUUUUCAGUUGCUCGAGAUUUGUUGCUUAUGAGUCACUUGCAGGAUGGUGUACAACACAUGGAUAUUUCUACACAGAUACUUUUUAAUCGAGCUAUGGCACAGCUCGGUCUUUGUGCUUUUCGAGCGUCUUUAAUCUCGGAAGCCCAUGGGUGUCUAUCUGAACUCUAUGCAGGCGGGAGGGUUAAAGAACUACUGGCCCAAGGGGUUUCACAAAGUCGAUAUCAUGAAAAGACUCCAGAGCAGGAAAAACUUGAGCGGCGGAGGCAAAUGCCUUACCACAUGCAUAUUAAUCUUGAAUUACUUGAAGCUGUUCAUCUGAUUUGUGCCAUGCUUUUGGAGGUGCCAAAUAUGGCUGCAAAUGCACAUGAUGUUAGAAGAAAGGUGAUAAGUAAGCCAUUCCGGCGUAUAUUGGAAAUAAAUGAGAAGCAAACAUUCACGGGUCCUCCUGAGAAUGUUCGUGAUCAUGUUAUGGCUGCAACCCGAGCAUUAAGCAAGGGCGAAUGGGAAAAAGCAUACAAAGUUAUUGAAAGUCUUGAUGCUUGGAAGCUUAUUCGAGAAAAGGAUAAUGUGCUAGAUAUGUUGAAGUUAAAAAUUCGUGAAGAAGCUCUGAGAACUUACCUAUUCACCUAUUCCUCAUGUUAUGGUUCGCUGAGCUUAGAUCAGCUUACAACUAUGUUUGAGCUUUCUGAAGCACAAGUACAUAGCAUGGUGAGUAGGAUGAUGAUAGCAGAAGAACUUCAUGCAAGUUGGGACCAGCCUACAAGGUGCAUUGUUACUCAUAAUGUGGAGCCUACCAGAUUACAAGCCUUGGCAAUACAAUUUGCUGAGAAAUUGUCAGUUCUCAUUGAUAGUAAUGAGAGAGCUUUUGAUGCUCGAACAGGAGGUGGAUUAGAGGGACCUCUGGCAACAAGGAGGAGAGACGCACAAGAUUAUGCUGGUGCUGCUUCUGGUCGGUGGCAAAAUGAUUUUUCUAAUGGACAAGGCAGACAGGGUGGUUUUUCUUCUCGGUCAACCUAUACGGGUGCACGGAAUGCAGGUGGCCAGGGACGUACUGGUGCUUCUGGAGCCACGUUUUCAAAAGAUCGGUUUGGUCAAGCUGGUCGUGCCGGAGCUGCAUAUUCUUCAGGCUAUCAAAGCACACGCUACCAAGAUGCAUAUAGUAGCGUUGGGAGAACUCCUUACCAAACAGGCUCAGCAUCCUCUGCUGGUGUCAGAGGUACUCAGCCUGAUGGAGCAGCUCGGAUGGUGAGCUUAACAAGAUCGGGCAGGUUUUAGUGGCUUAUUCUAUAACUGGUCAUUAUCCACUUCAUAGUUUGCAAACUCUGCGCGAGUACUCUCUAUUUUUUAUGCUGGGCGAGUUUUUACAAGUUUAACUCGUGAGUUUUUAUAGAUGUAGGAAAAAUGCUAUUAAACCAUGCAUUUUCUCUUUCAACGUGUCGAUUUUUAAUUUAAUACAUUUUGUAAUGAAUUUUGCAAAAAAAAAGAAAAAUAAUUUCUCCGAGAAAUAUUAAUUUGUAGUACUUUCUAAUA